Molecule: messenger RNA, 1550 nt
Organism: Dalotia coriaria
Lineage: Eukaryota; Metazoa; Arthropoda; Insecta; Coleoptera; Staphylinidae
Exons: 1
Coding region: 690-1496 (268 amino acids)
Cellular component (GO): cytoplasm
Molecular function (GO): glycosyltransferase activity
Source: RefSeq, a predicted model, not a curated record
ACCUUCUUAGUGUACCUGAAUUACUUCAGUUUACUUGGUAGGCUUUCAAAAUGGAAGGAUUACACACGGGUGAAAACCUGGGAAGGAUUAAGCGAAUUACAAGAAAUAACUUCAUUGGCUCUCAAAAGACCUAACCUACCUGUAAAGUUCUGGUAUGCCCAUCGUCAGUUUGAUAUGAAAUACAAUGACACGUGUGCAAACUUCCCGGAUAUCACAGAAAUAGAAUAUGUGCAUGAAUAUUGGCAGAUUUUGGAAACACCUGAAGGUAAUGUCAAACUUAUAGGAGCAUACCUUGAUGAUAGACCUGAGAUUAAUACUGUGAGACUGUUGACAAUGAUUGAUAAACGACAUCCUGUGAAGAUGGAUACCUGGUGUCAGUUUUGGUUCCAUGAUCAAAGACAACCUGUUAUUGUCCCUGUAGAAGAAUACUUUUAUGUUUGGAAUGAAUAUUGGUACCAGAAACCUGAUGGUGAGUUCCAACCGUAUUUAUUGUCAUGUAAACUACCUCCAGAGUUGAGUUUUGCGGUACCUUCAAGUGUUUCCCUGGUCAAAAACUUUUGUGAUGAUGCAAGUAAUAGUUUAAAGGUAAUCUAUGAAAACCUGAGAAAAAGAAAGGUUUUGCUGUGUGUACCAAAGGUGUUAACUUUGUGAAUGACAUCACGGUGAGGCUAGUAGAAUGGAUUGAAUUCAUGGUGUUACUUGGAGUGGAAAAGAUUUACAUGUUUGAUAUCUAUGCUAAUCCCCAAGUACAAAAAUUGUAUGAAUAUUAUACAGAUAAAGGUAUUCUGGAAGUCACACCUUUAAUGUUACCUCAGGUACAGUUGAAUGAACCAUUUAUUCAGCACAUGUUCCUGGAACAUGAUGCAAACAUGCAAGCAGAGGUAAUACCUUAUAAUCAUUGUUUCCUGUCACAUAUGUAUGAAUAUGAAUAUAUUGGUGUGAUGGAUACUGAUGAGGUGAUUGUACCUAAAGGAGGUAUGACCUCUUUGAGGGAUCUGGUAAACACUGCCCAGAAACGAGCAACAUCUGAAAACCUAUCACCUGGUUCAUUUAUUGCAAGGAAUUGCUACUUUUUUGAUAAUGCUACCAUCAACAACAUGAAACCUCACUUCCCUAAAGAUGUUUAUGAAGAUAUCCACAGAAAUAUUGAUGAUCUGGACAUACCAGCUUACAUGCACAUGUCCCAGAGACUCUUUAAAUCUAAAAACUGUACUGGUCCUGGAAUGUAUAUCAAAUCUUUACAUUCAACUGAAGCUGUUGUUGCUGUGCACAACCAUUAUCACUUCAAAGUUUUAGAUCCUAAAUAUAUUAAUUAUGAUCUGAACUUUGAUGAAGGUUUCAUGCACCAUUACAGGAAUGGAUGUCCUGGUGAAAUGAAACCUGUGUGUUAUUCUGAUUAUCAAAGUGAUUUUGAAUAUGAUGAUUCCAUUUUGCAAUAUUAUGACAGGUUAAAAGAAAAUGUCAUCAGGGUCUUGGAUGAUUUAGGAUAUUUUUAAUUUUAUUUUAUUAGAGAAUAAGUUAUGUUUAAAUAAAAUUCCAUCACAUUUGAA